AUGGCAUCAGAUAGUAACUUUGUACAAGCAGCAAUUCCUCGCUUUGAUGGUCACUACGACCAUUGGAGCAUGCUGAUGGAGAAUUUCUUACGGUCAAAGGAGUAUUGGCCAAUUUUGGAGGACGGCGUUAACACUCCGGCGGAAGGCGAAAUUUUGACGAAUGCUCAAAAGGCAGAAUUGGAAGCGAAAAAACUUAGUGUGGCUAAACCAAUCAAUACUCAUAUUGGUAGUAGUACUAAAAGCUGUGAAGUAUAUAUAGAAGAGGUGUUCUGGGAAGCAGGAAUUAUUGAAGCUGAGGAAGACAUAAACUUACCUGGAGAGAAAGGAGUUAAAAGAGAUGAAUAUGUGGUGUUUGCCGCUGAUGUAUUAUCGGAUAAGGACUGCGAGUUUGAGUUGUCUACUAACUUGUCUGGAGAGGAAACAUAUGGUGAUGGAAAAUCUUUAAUUGUGCGUGCUUCUAUUUCUAAUGGAGUUGGCAGAUCUAAUCACUUGAAGAAGAACUGCUGCCACAUCCUUGGUGGGUUUAGCUAUGAUCUCUUGUUGGAGAAGAGGUUGUUUAUUGAUGAGUAUCACGACUUCUACUUGUUGGGGAAGAUCUGGAUGUGUUCCCUUGAACAGAAACUGCUACAGGUUCUUGCUGAAACUGCUUCAGAUUCGGGGGAAGAACCGGCUGGAGAAUCAUCAAAUUCGCAAAAAAGAUCGAAAAGGCAUGGACAAUACCACAAACAUUAUAUGGAACAAAUUCAAAGACUUGAUGCAUUCUUCAAGAAAUGCCCACAUCCAGAUGAGGAUCAACAAAAACAAUUGGCUAGUGAAGCAGGGCUUGACCAUAAACAGGUCAUGUUUUGGUUCCAAAACAGAAGGGAUCAAGCAAAGGCAAUGAAAGAGGCAAUGAAGAAUAUUAUGUGUCCAAAAUGUGACGGACUUCCUAUUGGAAAAGAAGAAAGAGAAUGUAAUUUAGAAAAUAUGAAAGCAAAAAAUCAAUGGUUGACAGAACAGAUGAAUGAUCCAUUUUGGGUAGAUUCAUCAAGUUAUAGGCGGUGUUUUAUUCAUCGUGAGAUUUAUGGAAGAAAAUUUUCAAAUCAAGUUCUACCUCCCCAAACAUCAACGGGUCGAAUUGAAUCAUCAAAGGAUUGUGGAAUUGUGUCAAUGACUGCAGUUGAGUUGAUCCAUAAUUUUCUUGAUCCAGUCAAAUGGAUGAACUUGUUUCCUACUAUAGUCACAAAAGCUAAGACUAUUGAAGUUCUUGAUUCUGGUACAUGGGGAGGCUCUAUGCAAUUGAGGUAUGAAAAGUUUCAUAUUUUAUCUCCUCUAGUUGAAGCUAGGGAAUUUUUCUUCAUACGUGGUUGUAAGCAACUUGAUUCAACAACAUGGAUCAUGGUGGAUAUUUCAUAUGAUAAUUUCAAUGACAUUCACAGUGGUGUACCUUCUUAUUCUUGGAAGUUUCCAUCUGGUUGUGCAAUUCAAGAUAUGGGCAAUGGCCAAAGUAAAUUAAGAAUCAUAUCCUCUCUCAAUAUCAAUAUUUAUAUAAUAGGAAAGUUAUGUGCAUUAAGCUCCCUCUAUACAUGUGGUCCAUGUUACUGGGGUCAAUUGUAUGUUACUUGGGUGGAACAUGUUCAAGUAUAUGAAAAAUAUCAGGUUAAUCAUAUCUUUAGAGAUUUGUUGUGUGAUUGUGAAGCAUACGGAGCUAAAAGAUGGAUUGUUACACUUCAAAGGAUGUGUGAGAGAUUUAAUUUUCAAAUGGGUUCAACAUACCCUAACAGGCAUGAUUCCAAAGGAGGUUUGAUUUUAUAUUCCCUUUAUUUGAUGGUUAAGAGUUUUUUUGAAAUUCUAUGCAUGACAGACAACCAUGGAGAUUUUUCAAUCUCACCACAGUUAAACCGUGGAGAUAGGAUUUCAAUAAGAAAAAAUGAAGAAACUAUCCAACCAAAAGGCUUUAUUGCCAUUGCAACUACUUCUGUAUGGCUUCCUCUUUCAUUCCAAGAUGUCUUCAGCUUCUUCAAUGAUGACAAGACAAGAAAUCAGUGGGAUAUUUUGACCGGUGGAAAUAAUGUGAUUGAGUUAGAUCGAGUACUAACAGGAACUUUUCCGGGAAACAACAUUACGAUUAUUCAGCCUUAUAAUAUGCAUAAGGAAAUGUUAGUGCUUGAAGAGACGAGUAUUGAUGAAAUGGGAGCAUUUUUAGUCUAUGCACCCAUAGAUUUACGAGCAAUCAAUUCAAUUGUCAAUGGAGGUGAUGCAAUGAAAGUUCCCAUUUUGCCCUCUGGUAUCAUCAUAAGUCCCGAUGGUCGUCUCUCCUCGAAUAGGGACAACACUGCAAGUGCACAAAAUGGUUCAAUUUUGACAGUGACAUUUCAAAUAAUGAUUUGUGGUAAUAAUAAUCCAACCUCCAGGCAGCAUAAAAUGGAGGUAGCGGGUUCUGUUCAUGGUGUUUUGAGCGCCACAAUUUUAAGAAUCAAAGAAGCAUUGGGUUGCUCUGAUUUGUGAUUGUUUAAUUUCAUUUUGUUUGUUUGUUUUGAAGAUUUCAAAACAAAGACAAAUGAUGGUUUUGAAGGAUGAUGUGUUUCCUUUUUUGUGACGUCUAAAAUGUCAAGGCUGUGUGAUAUGUGUUGCUGCAAUCAUAUUUCAUAUUAAUACACUUAUUUGAGACUUUUUAUUUGUUUGAUUUUCUUUAAUAAUUGUUUUUGUUCUUUUUAUUAUGUUACAAUGUCAUUCCUUCCUGAUUAUUAAAGUGUGGGAGUAGUAUAUAUAUGUUGUAUCCAUAUGUGGAUGGAAUUAUAUGUUGUGAACACGGAUAGCCCAGACGAGCCAAGUUGUUGGGCUUAGGGCUAAACCACGAAAAGGCUAAAAAAUUAAACAUCAAACAAUAUAUUUACUUGAGAUCUAGAUUGAGUUUUUGUCCUGAGUACCAAUGUGUACUUGUUUGCUUAAUUUCUUUCUUGGCUACACCUCAAAUGACAACCUCUAGUUAUAGGUGGUGAUGGAAAGAUCGGAUCGGAAGUAACACACUUGUAGCCGCAUUGACAUACUUCAGAUAAUCCUGUGU
Messenger RNA from Solanum lycopersicum (tomato), 3046 nucleotides. RefSeq names its product homeobox-leucine zipper protein ROC8-like. The record is from RefSeq and is a predicted model, not a curated record. NCBI's taxonomy places the organism in Eukaryota, Viridiplantae, Streptophyta, Magnoliopsida, Solanales, Solanaceae.